UUGAGGCCGAAAUACGCAAACAUUUCCGGCGCUUAUCCAAUGGUACUAUUGUCAACGACGAGGCCACACUGAACACCAUUCAAAAGUGUUCGGACGAUCCAAAAGCGCCUAUGUUUGUUUUGGAAGCAAUACUAACUGACGAUUCGAUUGGAGUUAACGUCGAACCCGAAGACCUUAUAUCAUACGUGUGCGUUCUAAUGGAAAACUGGAAACAGUCAGUGGUGUCACAAAUGCCGCCUUUGAUCUCAGAUGAGGAUUUCGACAUUUUCACCAGGCCAAUAGUAUGCGGUAAAAUGUGUGACCAAUUUUGCAACCGUGGUCCGUCGUUAGAAUUUGUAUUUGAAGUAGACCAAACGCUCAAGAAUUCCGCGGAUAGAAUAAUACACUAUUUUCAAAUGGGCUAUCAAAUGGUUUACACGUAUGUGGAGCGAUUGGAGUACAUACGGAUCAUGUUAAAGGAACACAAAGAAUUAGAUCUGCAAUCAAUUAAGAGCGAAACUAACAUAAUACAUUUUCGAAAAAUGUUAGAAACAUAUAUAAAACAGUUAGCCGAUGUGGAUAAAAUGGUACCUUCGCAGACAUUGAGUAUAUUUGAAUUAAAACUAAAUACAUUAAAAGAUGUUCUGAGACCAACAUGCGAGGAACUAUUAAAGACAAUUAAACAAGGAAUUGUCGAGGCGAGUAUAAACUUACCUUUAAAAUUCAUAAAAGAAAUUAACGAUACUCAAAAAUAUCUUGAACUAUUACCAGUGAAGGCCGAAGACUUUGCUGUUUAUAAAUCAUUUCUCGAAGAUUGUCCAAAUAAAUUAGACAACUUUGAUAAACAGUCGGAAUACCUAAAAGACUUAUUUGCCUUGGCGGAUGAAUUUCAAGUAACCAUCCCGGACGACAUAAUAAACAAUUAUUAUUCUUUUUUAGAAGCAAUGAACGUUCUACGGUCGACGAUAACGAGAAUCAAUAGUGAACAAGAAUUUCUUACAGAGCAGUUUGUAAAAAAAACCAACACUAGUGUACUUAGGUUAUUCCAAGAUGUUGAUAAAAUCAAUAGUGAAAUAAAUGAACAAUGGUUAACGGACAUGCAGUCAAACGGUGAAGAAGUCAAGGCAUUUUUAAGUGAAAUGAACAACCGUUUAAUCCAAUGUCGAGAGAAAUCAAACUUAUAUAAAUCUUACCAACAUUUUUUUCAAGUGGAAAUUACAAAUUUUGAUAUUCUAGAAGAAGCGUGUGAAUCUGUUCGACUUAGAAUGUUGCUCUGGAACUCCAUGGACGAAUGGGAAAAAUCUAUGCGACUUUGGGAAAAUGACAAUUUUCAUAACUUGGACGUUGAACAAAUCAACGCGUUCCUAGCACUGAAUUUAAAAUAUGUAAUAGAAUUAAAAAAUGGUUUACCCGGUUGUGAACUCGUUAAUGAAAUACAAAGAAAAGUACACAAUUUCGAAGAUAUAAUGCCAACAAUCAUUAUAUUAAGGAACCCAAAUCUGAAAAAACAACAUUGGUAUAAAAUUGAACAAAUAAUUGGUAUCAAAUUGCCAAAGAAUCAAUCCCUAACACUUGCAAUGCUGAAAGAACUAGAUGCGUUUAAUCAUAGCUGUGCACUGACGGAAAUAUCUGCGCAAGCUAGUUCUGAAUUUGCUUUAGAGUCGUUAUUAGAAAAAAUUGAGAAGUCUUGGGAUGGAUUAAAUUUAAUUGUACUGCCUUAUAAAAAUUACAGCGACGUUUACAUUCUUGGAUCAUUAGAAGAUAUUCAAUUGACAAUAGAAGAAGUUAAUAUAAACUUGAACACAAUUUUAGCAUCCAAACACGAAGGAGAAAUAAAACCAAAAGUAUUAAAAUGGAUCAAAACUAUGGAAAUUAUGUCUAACGUUCUCGAUGAAUGGACCACAUGCCAAACCACGUGGGUUAACUUAGAGUCCUUAUUUACAACAUCGGAUAUACAAAGACAACUUCCUAACGAAGCUAACAUUUUCAACGAAGUAAAUAAUUCAUGGAAGGUUAUAAUGAAAAAUGCAUCAAAAAAUCCAACGACGUUAACUACGUGCACCGAUUCGAAGCUUUUAACUUCUCUUAAGAAAAAUAAUUGUCUUCUGGAUCAAAUCAUGUUAUGUUUGGAAUGUUAUCUAGAAUCCAAAAGAGUAGUCUUUCCUAGAUUUUAUUUUUUAUCCAACCAAGAACUUUUAGGUAUUAUGACUCAAGCUCGGAAUCCAAGAGCAUUGCAACCACAUGUGAGUAAAUUUUUUGACUCCAUAUGGAGAAUUCAAUUUGAAAACGAUAGCGAAUUGGAUGAAUUUCAUCCGGGAGAAAACAAUAAUGACAUUAAUCGUUCAAUUAAUAUUACUGCCAUGAUAUCUCCUGAAAAAGAAGUCGUCAAAUUUUCAAUGGAUGUGAAAGCUCGUGGUAAUGUCGAGUUUUGGUUAAACAGGGUGGAAGAAGCUAUGGUAGAAACACUAAGACUGCUUAUGGUUGUAGCAAUGGAAGAGUAUAACAAUAUGCCGCGAAACAAAUGGGCAUUGCUGCAUACCGGUCAACUUAUAUUAGCAGUCUCGCAGAUGAUGUGGUGUCGUGACGUACACCGAAUACUACUCGAAGACGAUUCUAACGUUUCCAAAAAUCUUUCUAGUUUUGAAAAAAAAUGUGUGGAUUAUUUAGAUGACCUAGUUGCUAUGGUGCGGCAGGAUCUAACUGCACUUCAGAGGGCGGCGAUACGAGCACUAAUAAUAAGUCAAGUCCAUACCAGAGACAUAAUUAUUUCAAUGGUUCGAAACAAUAUCAACAGUGCUACGGAUUUUGAAUGGUUAAAGCAGUUGCGUUACUAUUGGGACGAAAUCGACAGUUGCGUCGUUCAAAUGGCUAAUACCCGCUGGUUGUAUGCAUUUGAAUAUUUGGGAUGUUCCAGCCGUUUGGUCAUAACUCCUUUAACAGACAAGUGUUAUUUGUGUUUGAUGGGAGCGCUUCAGUUAAAUCUCGGAGGAGCAUCGGUUGGUCUUGCCGAUACAGGGAAAACAGAGACCACCAAAGAUCUUGCCAAAGCCUUAGCGACUCGAUGUGUUGUAUUCAAUUGUUCGGACGGUUUGGACUACAAAAUGACAGGAAAACUCUUUGCUGGCUUAGCUCAAUCCGGAGCUUGGUGUUGCUUCGACGAAUUCAACCGCAUAGAUACCGAAGUGCUUUCUGUUAUUGCUCAACAGUUAAUUACAAUAAUGAACGCUAAAUGCAAAAACGCCAAACGAUUUAUUUUCGAGGGUAGAGAAAUAAAACUUGUCAACACUUGUACAGUAUUCAUAACAAUGAAUUUUGGGAACUUCGGUCGAAAUGAACUACCAAAUAAUUUACAAUCACUAUUUAGACCUAUUUCAAUGAUGAUACCCGAUUAUAGACUCAUAGCAGAAGUUGUUUUAUACUCCGAGGGUUUUGAGUCAUCAAAAACUUUAGCUCGAAAAAUAUCCAGUAUUUUUAAGCUAUGCGAUGAACAGCUUUCGGUUCAAGAUCACUACAAUUUUGGAAUGAGGUCUGUCAAGAGUAUGCUAACAAUGGCAGGAUGUUUAAAACGGCAAAAUCCUACAACAGAUGAAAAUGUAAUUGUAAUAAAGGCUUUAAUAAAUAAUAAUAAACCAAAAUUUCUCAACGAUGACUGUAUUUUAUUUCAAACAAUUUUAAAUGACUUAUUUCCCGGAAUCGUGUUACCAAAAGAAGACUACGGGCAAUUUUUGUGCGCUGUGAAACGUACUAUGGAGAUGAAUGGUUAUCAAACCGAAGAAUAUAGUUGUAUUAAAAUUAUACAAUUACUGGAAACUAUUAGUGUUAGACACGGAAUAAUGACAGUUGGGCCAACUGGAGGAGGAAAAACGACAAUUUUAAAAAUUCUUGCUAAAACAUUAACCGAACCAAAUAAAAACGACUUAAAUGAACAGUAUUGCCGACCUGUAAAUAUAUUUACUAUUAAUCCAAAAGCAAUAACUAUACAUGAGCUAUAUGGGGAAGUAAAUUUAAAUACGAUGGAAUGGAGAGAUGGAGUACUCGGGAAGAUUGUCAGGAGUACAGUUCAAAUGACCAACGAAGAAUUUCAAUGGAUCGUUUGCGACGGUCCGGUAGAUCCGGUUUGGAUGGAAAGGCUAAAUACAGUGCUCGAUGAUAACAAAAUGUUAUGUCUCACUAAUUUAGAGCGUAUUAAACUAACACCUUGGAUCAGAAUGAUAUUUGAAGUUGAUGAUCUUUCUCAAGCUUCUCCUUCGACGGUGAGUAGAUGUGGUAUGGUUUUUGUUGAUCCGUCAGAACUAGGAUGGUUUCCAUAUGUCAAAUCUUGGAUUAAUAAAAAAAAUAAUGAAGUGUUUCUCGGCAAUCAAGAUUAUAGAAGCUAUCUUAUGUCAUUGAUCGAAACAUACGUCGACAACGGGUUUACAUUUAUCGACAAAAAUUGCUCUUUUAUAAUUCUACAGACAAAAAUGAGCAAAGCAGUAAUGAUGUGCGCUCUACUAGAAUCCCUUCUAACGAACCCACAAACCAUCAGCAAGCAAUUAGACAGUUCUGAAGUACACAAAUAUAUUUGCCAAUCUUUUAUCUUCGCCUAUUUAUGGGCAUUGGGUUCAAAUUUGAUCGAUUCGUCGCAACUCUUGUUUGAUUCGUUUGUUUUCGAUCAAUUCGAAGACAACCCCAAUUUCUCAAUUUCACCAGGAACUGAGUUGCGGAAUGUUUACUUAAAUAUAGAAAAAAAUAAAUUAGAAGAUUGGUCUGGUAUUGUUCCCGAUUUCGUUUAUGACCGAAAAACUCCAUUCUUUGAGUUAUUCGUGCCUACAGUUGACAGCGUACGGUAUUCAUAUGUUAGCCAGAAACUGAUACAAACCAACCAGCCUGUCAUGUUAUCUGGAGUAACGGGAGCCGGUAAAACAUUAAUAGCAAACUGCCUUGUGCACAAUCUAGCUCUAGCUGGAGAUUGGAUGUCUGGAAUGAUACAUUUUUCCGCUCAAACCAGUAGCAACAGAACACAACAAAUAUUAGAACUAAAAUUGGAAAUGAAAAAACGAAACGUUUUUGGGGCUCCAGGCAAUAAACGUUUAGUAUUAGUCAUAGAUGACGUCAAUAUGCCAAUUUCUGAUACAUAUGGUGCACAACCUCCAAUUGAACUACUGAGGCAAAUAUUGGAUUAUGGUGGAUUAUACGACAGAAAACAGUUUUUCUGGAAAAACAUAGAAAAUUUAAUUUUGUGUACCCUUUGUGGACCUCCUGGUGGUUGUCGUAAUCCUUUAACGCCAAGGUUUUCUAGACAUUUUUCCAUAUUGUGUAUACCCACUACUAACGAAAAAACUAUGAAGACUAUUUUCACCUCGAUAUUAAAAGAAUUUUUGAAAGAUUUUCCACCAAACAUAGCUAAAUGCAGUAACGUUUUGGUCGAAGCAAGCGUCGAGGUUUAUCAACGUGUCAAGGAAGUACUUUUGCCAACACCAGCAAAAUCUCAUUACAUAUUUAAUUUAAGAGAUUUAUCUAAGACUUUACAAGGUAUUCUACAAGCAGACGUAAUCACUAUACCAGAUCUUCCAACGCUAUACAGAUUAUGGUACCACGAGUCACUACGCGUUUAUCACGACCGUUUAGUUUGUCAAGACGAUAAAACUUACUUCCAAAAAAUAAUGAGAACGGUUUCUAAACGAUUUUUUGACGAUCCGUUGUUUGAAUGUUUCCAAACCGACGUGAAUAACUUACAAAAUCCUCCUAUUUUGUUAUUUGGAGAUUUCAUGAACCCAGUAUGCAAAGGUCGCCGAGUUUACGAAGAAAUUACCAAUGUUGAUAAGUUGAAAUCUGUGUUGCUUGAGAGCUUAGUGGAUUUCAAUACGGUGUAUAAUAAAAACAUGCAAUUAAUAUUUUUCGUUGAUGCUAUUGAACAUACAGCGCGUAUUGCUAGAAUAUUGAGGUCAGAUAGAGGGAAUGCCUUAUUGCUAGGAGUUAGUGGCGUGGGGAAAAAAACACUAACGAAGUUGGCCACACAUUUAAACGACUAUAAAUUUUUUCAAAUAGAACUGACAAAAUCGUAUGAUUAUUUAUCAUUUCACGAAGACUUAAGUAGUUUGUACUCAAGAGCUGGUAUUAAGUUAGAAGAUACCACUUUUCUAUUUACCGAUACUCAAAUUGCUCAAGAAGAAUUUUUGGAUGAUAUAAAUAAUAUUCUUAUUGCGGGAGAAGUGCCAAAUUUAUUUAAAAAAGAUGAACUCGAACAACUAAUUGACACCUGUCGACCUCUGGCUAUUGAAUUGGGAUUUGCAGACAACAAACAAGCUAUUUUUAAUUUUUUCUUAAACCGUGUUCGAUCUAAACUCCAUUUGGUUAUCUCUAUGAAUCCAAUGAAAGACGCGUUUCGACAGAAAUGUCGAUUGUUUCCUUCGCUGGUUAACUGUACUACAGUUGAUUGGAUAGACACCUGGUCGACAGACGCGCUUUUGUCAGUAGCUAAAAUUAACUUGGAGUCAUUUUCAGAACAAAACUUAACUCCAAACUUAGUAAAUGUCAUGCCAGACAUGUUUAAUUAUAUACACAAAACUGUCAGUCAAAAGGCGGAACGGUUUGUUGAGCAAAUGCGGAGGUAUUUCUACGUUACACCCAGCAGUUACUUGGAGCACUUGCAAUUGUUUAAAAAAAUGUAUUGUCUGCAAAAGAAAAAAAUUCAAAAUGAUUCAGAUCGUUUUUCAAACGGUCUAAAAAAGCUCUACGAAACAUUCGAUAUGGUAAACGAAUUAAAAAGUAGACUCAAAACAUUGACACCAGCCCUAACAGAAAAAACUGAAGCCACGUUAAAAUUAAUGGAAGAUUUGACGAAGGAAAAAGCUGGUGUUGAUAAAGUACGUGAAGUUGUGCUCGCGGAAGAGGCUGCAGCCAAAGUAAAAGCUACCGUUGCUCGAGAAAUAGCUGAAGAUGCACAACGAGAUUUAAUUUUAGCUAUGCCCGCUUUAGAAGCAGCAAGAAAAUCUUUAGAAUCUCUAAACAAAAAUGACAUUAAUGAACUUAGAAUUUUCAGUAAGCCACCUAAACUCAUUCAAAACGUGAUGCAAUCUAUAUGCCUAAUGCUAUACCAAAAAACUAAUUGGGCAUCCGCUAAACUGGUGUUGAGUGAUGUUAAUUUUUUAAAAACGCUGCUGGAUUAUGAUAUCGAUAAUGUGUCUGAUAAGAUGAUUAAUCAGCUUAAACCUUACAUAGAAGAUCCAGAUUUCAACCCACAAGUAGUAGCUACUCAAUCGAAGGUCGCCAAGGCUCUAUGUAUGUGGGUUAGAGCUGUGCAUAGCUAUUCUUUAGUGUAUCGAAUUGUGGAACCGAAAAGGAAGCGACAAGAAGAAGCCGAAGGUGAACUAGCUGUAGUGUUAAAAACCCUUAAAACUAAACAAAAAAUGUUAGCUGAUAUUGAAGAGCAACUUCAAAGACUUGAAGGCAAAUACGAUCAAUGUGUAACAGAAAAAAACAACCUAGAAUCAAACAUUAACAGAACGCAAUCACGUCUGAAACAUUCUCAUUUACUUAUUGUGGCACUGGGCGAUGAGCAAAGGAAAUGGGAAAAAAAUGUCAAAAUGUUUUCUCAACAACUGAAAACGUUAGUUGGUGACAUCAUAAUCAGCGCUGGAUCCGUAAACUAUUUAGGACCGUUCACUGAUGAUUACCGUAAAGAAAUAACUGUUCUUUGGCUGGAAAAAUUAGAUUAUCACAAUAUUUUACACACCCUGAAUUACACGUUGGCUUCGGUGUUGAUCGACUCGUUCGAACAACGAUCUUGGCAUAUUUGUGGAUUGCCAAGAGAUUCGGUAUCUGUAGACAAUGCAAUAAUCGUCACGAGGUCAAUUCGCCAGCCUUUGAUAAUUGACCCGCAAGAACAGGCAAACAGGUGGAUAAAAGCGUUCGAAGUUGAAAACAUGUUGAAAGUAUGUAAAAGUACUGAUGAUAAAUUGAUGAACAUUAUUGUAAACGGAAUGAGAAGAGGAUAUCCAGUUCUAAUAGAAGGACUUGGAGAAAGCGUCGACACAACACUUAAGUCAAUUUUAGAAAAUGAUACCUUUGCAAAAGACGAACAAAUUUUGAAACGCGUUGGUGAUUCCAACAUCAAAUUCAAUACAAGUUUCAGAUUAUACAUGACGACUAAACUGACAAACCCCCAUUAUUCACCGGAAAUAACCAAACAUACGACUCUAGUAAACUUCAUAGUGUCUCCUUCUGGCUUAGAAGAUUAUUUCUUACAAGAAAUAGUUAAACUAGAACGACCGGAAAUCGAAGAAAAAUAUUUCUCCUCUACCGUAUGUAUAAAUAAUGAUAAUAAUAUGUUGACAAAAAUGGAAGACGAAACUUUGAAAAUGCUGUACAUGUCUGAAGGGAAUAUUUUAGACGACGAAGAACUAAUCAAUAAGUUGAACAACUGCAGAGAAACAUCAUUGAUAAUUGCUUAUCGCCUCGUAAAUGCAGAAGAAACAGAACAUAAAAUUAGUACUGAACGAAAAAAAUACCGAUCAGUUGCAAAAAGAGCAUCUUGUCUAUAUUUUUCUGUAAAUCAACUGAUUCAAAUCGAUUUGAUGUAUCAGUUUUCUUUAAAUUAUUUAAAAUCGAUUUUUUGCAAUGCAAUCUAUGAUAUCGAUAAGACUUUAGAGGAUGACAUGAAGUUACCAAUCAUGAUUGACAGUAUCACUAAAAGAACUUAUACAAUUGUGUCUAGAGGUUUGUCAGAACGAUACAAACUCGUAUUUAGUUUCUUACUAAGCAUCAACAUUGGCUUAGAGACGAAAAAAAUUACUAGCUCCGAACGAGACUACUUACUACAUGGUCCAACCCGUGUACAAAAUGAAAAAACACAGAAAUUAAAUGAAGCUGAACUGAAAGACCAAGUGUGGCACUCUGUCCUUUACUUGUCCGAACAUUUUCCAAAGUUUAAAAUGCUUCCGGAAAAUUGCCACGGGCCCAUAAACAUUAAUCUAGGCCAAUUCGAGGAAACAUUAGAACUGGGUUUUGGUUACAACCACGUGACAAUCGAAUGGAACUCUGUGUUGCUCCCUUUUGAGAAACUAAUGCUUAUCAAAACAUUUAGGGAAGACAAGUUAGUACUUGCAAUCAAAAAUUAUGUUAGCUGUGAACUCGGUAAGAUGUUCGUAGAAAGUCCGGACGUUUCAUUUCAUCAUUUGUACAACGAUACAACAUCAACCGUGCCUAUAUUAUUUAUACUAAGUCCCGGCUAUGAUCCAUUCAAUUCGUUCAAAAAGUUUGCAGUUAAAUUCGGAGUUGGAGACAAUUUUCAUUCUUUAUCAUUGGGACAAAGUCAAGGAUCACUGGCUGAAAAACUCAUUAAGGAUGGCAGAGAACAAGGCAAAUGGAUAUUUUUACAGAAUUGUCAUUUAGCACCAUGGUGGAUGCCAAGGUUGAAAGUACUCGUCGAAGAAAUAAUUGAAAACCCUUUAUCCGUUAAAUCAGAAUUUAGAUUAUUUUUGAGUUCUUUGCCGUCGAAUGAUUUACCUACUUGUCUGCUACAAAACUCGUUGAAAGUUACAAUCGAGCCUCCAAGUAAUUUUAGAGCAAACAUGAAAAGAGCGUUUGAUGAUAUGAGUAUAGCAUUUUUCGAAGAGAAUGCUUUUAGAGAGGAAUGGAAGGGUAUUAUUUACCGCUUGUGUUUCUUCCACGCGAUUGUACUUGAAAGAAGAAAAUUCGGAUCGUUCGAUUGGAACGUAACGUAUGCAUUUACUGAUGAUGAUCGAGAAUACUCUAUCCGCAUGUUAGAACAAUACUGCUUAACAGCUACACAUAUGUCUUGGGAGGCUAUACGUUGCUUAACCGGAGAAAUAAUAUACAGUGGUAGGGUUACCGAUGUCUGGAAUCAAAGAACUUUGAAUACUGUAAUGUGGCAUUUAUUUAAAUUACAAACUAAUGAAUGCAGUCUGAAUUCGGAUAAUAAUUCCUACAUUCCAAACGCGAAUCAGUGUAAAAGUAUUGAUGAAUACAAGUCGUUCAUCGAUCGACUCCCCGCCGUUGUGGAGACAGAAGUAUUUAAAAUGCACAAAAACGCUAUGCUAAAAUUUCAGGCUAAAGAAACACAAGAGUUUUUAGAUUCAAUUUUGAAAGUGAACGAAGAAAUUACAAGUGGUUCAAAAGUAAAACCAGAUGAUUCCAUUGUUUUAAAUUGUAUUAAUGAUAUAACUGGAAAACUAAUACCUUUUAUUGAUAUUAAACAAGCUAACAUAACUUUACUACAAAAAGAUAAUAGAGGAAGGUUAACUCCGUUAUCUACAGUGUUGUUAAAUGAAGUCAAAUAUUUCAACCAACUACUUCAAAUAAUACAUAUUUCGCUAAAUGACUUGCGCAAUGUAAUUAAAGGCUUAGAGGUCAUGUCUACGAGAGUAGAAGAAAUUUACUUAUCCGUUACACGUAAUAAGGUGCCGACUAGUUGGUUGAAAAAAUCGUACCCCUCGUUACUCACUCUGGCAAGUUGGGUAAAAGAUUUAAUUAUGAGAUUAGAUUUUGUAAACGGUUGGCUUAGAUUCGGUAAUCCCCCAUCGUAUUGGAUAUCAGGUCUGUAUUUUCCACAAGCACUCAUAGCUGGUUGCCUCCAAGAACAUUCAAGAAAGUACUACGUACAAUUCGAUAGUUUGAAAAUAGACUUUGAAUUAACCGCUACAAUUUUGAGACAAGAUGAAAUCACAAAUGAAAAUUACGAAGCUUACGCGGACUUGGAUAAACUAGAAAAUGGCAUAUACGUCCACGGUUUGUUUUUAGAUAAUGGACGAAUAGACUUACACAGCAAGCUUCUAGUAGACCCGUAUGCAGGUCAAUUUUAUUCUUCUUUACCUGUUAUGCGACUUGUGCCGACCAUAGAUUCGAAUAUGAUUACACCGCACUAUCAUUGUCCACUUUACAGAACUACUAACCAAGCAACAGUAAUACCGAUUACAAGACUAAGUAAUAAUUUUGUAUUGGCUGUCUUAUUACCAACCAAAUAUCCUGAAAGCUAUUGGUUAUUAAAAGGGACGGCUCUCGUCAUGCAAGUUACAGAUUAAAGGUUAUGAUUAGCUUUU
Molecule: messenger RNA, 11018 nt
Organism: Adelges cooleyi (spruce gall adelgid)
Lineage: Eukaryota; Metazoa; Arthropoda; Insecta; Hemiptera; Adelgidae
Product: dynein axonemal heavy chain 6-like
Exons: 33
Coding region: 111-11000 (3629 amino acids)
Biological process (GO): microtubule-based movement
Cellular component (GO): dynein complex
Molecular function (GO): dynein light intermediate chain binding; ATP binding; dynein intermediate chain binding
Source: RefSeq, a predicted model, not a curated record